CGCAAAAAUGGAACUACAACAGGGAAUAUUUCAUUUAAUGAUUUUAUACCUUUUCCUUACACAAGGAUGCAGCAAAAUAUGCGAUGAAAGGUAUCUGGCGAAUGAAUUUUAAUUUUAUCACCAUGUAAUUGUGUAACUGUCAUAUGGGAAACUCAUUAUCAUAUCAGAAUAAUUUACAUAUUCUAUACUGUGUAGAUGCUGUCUCAACUAUUACAAACAUCGAAAUGGAUCCUGUGUCGAGUGUCCGCUUGGUACAUAUGGAGUUAACUGUAGCGAAACCUGUGUCCGUGGAUACUAUGGUAGAUUGUGUCUGUCAGAGUGUGGAUGUCCCGUUAAUAAAUGCGACAAAAAGUAUGGCUGUUUGGUGGACAGAGUCAACGAACCUAAGGGCGACAAACGUGUCUGGACAGAUGUAGGGUACACUUUGGUAGGGUCCUUUACGACUUUCGGCAUUUUCGGCCUCAUGAUUUACCUUAAGUCAUGGUGUUCAAAAAGAAGUGUUUCAAAUCAGGAGACUGACCAGAAUGAUAUUACUCAUCCAGAGAAUCACGAAGAAAAUCCUUAUGAGAUUCAUAGAAACUCGUCAUCCAGUGAAAGUGACGAUGUGGUUCCAGGACAAGCUACUAAUUCAGAUGACUAUACUGACUUACGAUUUUCCAGGAUGGAACCAGAACAGUGCACUACAAGCAGCAAGGAAGAUGACACAAAGCCUCAGCUUCCGUCUAUUGAAACCAUUCCUGAAAACAGUCACCAUGAUGAAGAUAAAAGCGAUGCAGGCGAAAACAACGGUGGGAAAUACAGCCAUUUAUCUCAACAGUCUGCAUAUAAUCUAUUGUCUUUUCGCCGUUAUCAUCCUGAAAACAUGUUAUGUUUAGGGCUAGCAGAUUUGUCCUCCAUGAUUGUGCAAUAUUCAGAUGAAGUUGUAGGUGAGUAUGACUCCAUUGAAAUGAAUGAUAACAAGGAAAGUCCACGGGAGAUAGAGAGAAUACAAUCCGAGGAAGAAACCGUCCGCCAAAGUCUGAUAGACGAAACAGUGAACCAGUACAUACUGCUAUCUCAAACAAGGAAAGAGAGAGAUAUGCCCAUGAAAGAUGACAUUGAUAUAGAAAUAUUUCAGUUUAAAGUAAAAAGUAAGAGUCUCCCGCCAGGAAAAGUUGGUCACAAAGAGGUUUUACCUACACGCCCAUGGAGUGUGACGAAAGGCCGUUGACAUAUGGGUAAACUAUGACUUUUCAAAUCACUUAACAAGAAAGGAGAUGACAAUGCUGUUGCUCUCAACAAAAGAUUUGGUUUGUUUCUUUGAAACAUCACUAGCUACUAAUAGUGAGAAUUCUUUAUCGUGUCAAUGCCUGUCAUAAUACACUGCAUUCCCGUUCAAAAUGUAUCAUCCUGAAGACCAACGAAUCUCUCUUCCAAACACCGGGCGUUUGGAGAUGGAGCGAUGACCACCUAUUUUACCCUUUAGGUUUGACACGGCUAAAUAAGAGCAACACUAGAGCCCACGGUGAAGAAGCGAACGCCUUGACCUCUGAGCUACCAUGACCGUCAUCUCGGCUGAGAUUCCUCUCGGCUGGAUAUUUGGACUGACGCCUUCACCGAAUCUCAGAGCAGUCCUUCACAAUUCAUG
Messenger RNA from Ostrea edulis (European flat oyster), 1627 nucleotides. RefSeq lists its product as uncharacterized. NCBI's taxonomy places the organism in Eukaryota, Metazoa, Mollusca, Bivalvia, Ostreida, Ostreidae. The coding region runs from base 464 to 1210 and encodes 248 amino acids. The record is from RefSeq and is a predicted model, not a curated record. The transcript is spliced from 5 exons.